Didymella exigua CBS 183.55 is the source of this 969-nucleotide messenger RNA. RefSeq lists its product as uncharacterized. Lineage: Eukaryota; Fungi; Ascomycota; Dothideomycetes; Pleosporales; Didymellaceae. The record is from RefSeq and is a predicted model, not a curated record. The coding region runs from base 195 to 686 and encodes 163 amino acids. The transcript has 2 exons. Gene Ontology annotation, cellular component: intracellular anatomical structure.
UGAGAUUAAGAGCCUAUCAACGCACGACCUACACAUGCACAUAAGCUGCAGGAGCCACCCGAGAUCGUCACACCAUCACGCUUUUCGUGCUGCACUCGCUCCUGACUUCAUUUUCUUCCGUUUCUGCACAACAAAAAACAUUAUUUUUCCUUCCACCAACAUCUCGCACGUCCCUGCCUCGCUCUUUACUCAAAAUGCGACUGCCCUCAAUCCUCGCCCUCCCAGCGCUCGCACUUGCCACCUCCCAGAAUACAACAGCUCAAGAGAUCAUCAAGCAUCUCAGUCUCCAACCCAAUGUCGAGAAAGGCUACUUCCGUGAAACCUUCCGCGACGCUCGUACUGUAGACGACAACCGCUCAAUCUCAACCGCGAUUUACUACCUCCUCGCGGGCUCCGUUGAGUUUUCGUAUUGGCAUAGGGUGGACGCUGUGGAAGUCUGGCAUUUUUACGCGGGUGCACCCCUGACACUCGAAAUGUCUUGGGAUAACGGGACUGCGACGAAGCGACUGCUGCUCGGUGGAGAUGUCCUCGAUGGACAAGAGCCGCAGGGUGUAGUCCCGGCGUAUCGCUGGCAGAGGGCGAGGAGCGAGGGUGGAUGGACAUUGUUGGGUACGACGGUAGCGCCUGGGUUCGUACCGGAUGGAUUCGAGAUGAGGGAGGAUUGGAUGCCUAUUGACGGAUGCUAAGAUGAGUAAUGUAGCGUAGACGAGGACCAAGAUGGGCAAGAGACUCCAUCGAUUUGUGGUUAUGGUGUGAUUGCUAUGUGGUGUGCACUACCUUAGUAUGCAUACUUACACCGAAGUCGGAACACUUCCUCUUGAUCCACAGCUCAACCUCGCCUUGCACUUUAUAGUACAUACACAAGUGGAUCGAGCGCAAGAUAGAACACCAUUGAAUCGUCACAACCCUCCACGAGCAAUCCAGACCGAAGAAGUACACUGAUGUACCGCAAACGCCGUAAAUACUGUC